Molecule: messenger RNA, 2958 nt
Organism: Oldenlandia corymbosa var. corymbosa
Lineage: Eukaryota; Viridiplantae; Streptophyta; Magnoliopsida; Gentianales; Rubiaceae
Source: the annotation of a GenBank genome assembly
AAAAAGAGGUAAAAAAAAAACACACACAAAUCAUACUUGACCCCACAUAAACAUUAAAAAAAGGAAAAAAAAAAAACAAACAAACCAAUGAUGACCAUUUCAAUCCUCCCAUUGAGAACGGUUUUGUUAGCCUAAAAGAGUAGUAAAAAAAUUUUAAAAAAAAAAUGUGAAAGAAAAGUGAAGUUGAAUCAUCCAGUCAUCCAUCCAUCAAGGAAAGAGACUUCGGUUGUGUCCCAAAGAAGAAAACAGACAAAAAUGUUCAUUCUAUUUCCCUGCAGAAUUGUACCUCAUUCUCCUUAUCCUUGUUCACUUUCUUCAUUACUUGGUAUGCAUGAACCAAUAACCAACCAAUUCAAAAGUUAGCCCAGUGAUCAUCUUUGUACCUCUUCCUCGUUAUUUCAAUCGACUUCAUUAAUAGUAUGGACACCGAUAAAGAAAAACCCAUUCCAGAAGAUCAAAAUAAUGUUGAUGAUCAGAAGAAGCAGCCGCAAGAUCUUCAAGAUGCAGCAAAUCAUGCUCCGCUAUCUACCACCACUGAAACUCCAGUUUCACCUCCACCGCCAUCUGAAACAACUCAAGUUGACGUUGGUGAUGGUGAAGGUGAUGUCGCCAAAGGAUUGCCGGAGUCAGAAGAAGUUGUGCCAACAACAUCAGAAGAAGAUCAACAACAACAAGAGGCUUCUCCAUUAUCCCCGCCACCUGAUCUCCCCAAGGUAUCCCAAGAAAUCGAUCAUUAUAUCACAUCAUUAUUAUCAUCACUAAAACAAGAUGUAUCUUCCUCUUCUUCUGCGCCUGAGACGGUCCCCAUAUGUGUCGAACAAUUUGCUGUUCUUUUUGAGGCCAAGAUUGAUGAGUAUGAUUCCGUUGAUUCCCCCGUGAAAUGGAACCGCCUCACCGAUGAGGAUUCCGAAUCAUUUCUCGAUGCAAUUCACCGCAUCUCCAAGCUGUACUCUGCACUCUGUGAAUUCUCUUCUGAUUGUCAAUUCGCCUAUUCUAUCAACCGCAUUGGAACCGUGCUUCAGCGUGCUAUGUCAUAUCUCGAGGAGGAAUUCAGGUUCCUGAUGGAAGAUUACAAGAUUCCUGACUCAGAUUAUCACCAGAAUCCCGUGCCACCUGAGAAGCUCAAUGAUCAACAUCUUCCCGAGGGAGACGAAACACCAGAACAAAAUCAAGGCUCUGAGGAAAAAGACGACGAUGAUCAUCUUCCUCGCCCCACAAAUCAAGAAGAAAAUGUCGAUAUUUGCAGGCCUGAAAUUGGGUACUCAGACGAGGGAUUAUCCAACCUGAGGAAGUUAUCAAAAGCCAUGAUACAGGGGGGAUACGAGACGGAAUGUUGCCAGGUAUAUUUUAUCACCAGGAGGAAUGCCCUGGAGGAAACUCUCCAUAAAUUUGGGUCUGAAAAGCAUAGUAUCGAUGACGUCGUCCAGAAGAUGAAUUGGGAAUCCCUGGAAAGAGAAAUCAUGGCGUGGAUCAAGACAUUCAAACAAUGUGCCAACAGCGAGUUUCCUAGGGAAAGAAAGAUCUCGGAUUUUGUUUUCCAUGACUAUCCUCAGGUCUCUGAAUCCAUUUUCUCCACCCUGACAAAAGGCGUCAUAGUAGAGCUUGUCAAUUUCUCCGAAGCCGUGGCCAUGACCAAGCGUGCUGCAGAGAAACUCUUUAAGUUCCUGGACAUUUACGAGACCCUCAGAGACGUACUUCCUACCGUCGACAACUUGUUUCCGAAAGAAUCGGUGCAUUUAGAGGAAAUCAAGUCUGAGGCGACCCUAACACGGAGCCGGCUCGGGGAAGCCAUGGUUUACAUAUUUUGCGAGCUGGAAAACUCCAUUAAAGCUGAUACGGGUAAAACUCCGGUUCCCGGUGGAGCUGUCCAUCCCUUAACUCGUUACACCAUCAACUAUCUAAAAUAUGCCUGUGAGUAUAAAGACACACUGGAGCAAGUUUUUCGGGAGCAUCAAAAGAUUGAAAGGGCAGAUUCCACCGCCGGAUCAGACUUUGACUACAAUACAUCCGGUAGCACCACCAGUGGGGUCUUCGAAAAUAACAGCAGCAACAACAACAAUAAGAAUAGCAAUGAUCAGAAAAUACAAAUAUCUCCUUUCCAGUCUCAGUUAUUAACAGUGAUGGAUCUGCUGGAUCAAAACCUGGAAAUCAAAUCGAAACUAUACAAGGAUCUUUCACUGAGUUCGAUUUUCAUGAUGAACAACGGAAGGUACAUUUUGCAGAAAGUCAGGGGAUCUCCAGAGGUGAGCAGUUUGAUGGGCGACGCUUGGUGCCGGAAAAGAUCAUCAGAUCUCCGGCAGUAUCACAAAAAUUACCAGCGGGAAACAUGGGGAAAACUUUUGCACUGCCUAAUGAACCAUGAAGGGUUGAACGUGAAUGGAAAAGUGGUGAAGCCGGUGCUGAAAGAGCGGUUCAAGAGUUUUAAUGCUAUGUUCGACGAGAUUCAUAAGACGCAGAGUGGAUGGGUAGUUAGUGACGAACAACUCCAGUCCGAACUCCGGGUUUCCAUUUCCAAUAUGGUUAUUCCGGCAUACCGGGCGUUCCUGGCUAGGUACGGUCAGACGUUGACACCGGGCAGACAGACGGAGAAAUACGUCAAGCACCAGCCCGAAGAAAUUGAGGAAUUGGUUGAUGAAUUGUUCGACGGUAAUGCCGCCAACCCGGCUGGAAGAAGAAAGUUAUGAAACACGCAAAUUUAUUUGUUGUCCUCAACGGUGGUCACCCAAGGGUGCAAAAAUUUUCUCUUUUUUAUUUUUUUUCUUCUUUCUUCUUUUGAAGAAUAUUAUUACUGACGAGUUGUUGUCAAAAAGGUUUAAACAAGUUGGAAUCUUGAUCAAAUUCCAUGAGGUUAAUUUUUAUUAUUUUAUUUUUCUUGUCAUUAUGCUUAUAGUUAACGAGACUCCACCCCAGCUUUGUUAAUUAGACUUCUUUCUUGUAUUAUUCUUUUGAUUAUUGGUG